AUGGCAGUUUUUGGAUUUCGUGCCAGCGAAGUUGUAGCUCAUUGUGCCCUGAAGCUGAUAUCCAGAGAACACAGUUUCUUUUUUCUAGUUUUUGUUUGGAUGAUGGUGGUGACUGGUCUAAUUUGCAAUUAUUCUUGGCUAGAUUCUGUAACUCAAUAUGACAAUUCUGAGAUAUUUAAAGGGGGGAAAACCAGGAUGCCACUGUCGCGGAUCAUUGGACAGAGCAAGGUUGUUUAUCAACACUUAAGAAGAGAAUAUGGCAGCAUCCCAAACUGGCCUUGGAGCGGCAUUUGGAGAAACAAGGCACCUUUAAAGGUGGACUGGUUUACCUGGCUGGUGCCGCAGAAAGUAUGCCUAACCCAAGAGAACUUCAGAAAGGAGGGAUCAAUUUUUGCAGCAGGUGCCGUUUGUUUGAAAGGCAAAGCGAGGUGGAUUCCUGAUGGACAACUUUGCCCUACAGUCCCCAACAGAUCUAACUAUAUUCAUUGGAUUGAAGAUCUUCUGUCAUCGGACAUCGUUCCUAAAGUUCAAGAUGACAGAAACUGUAUUAGGGGUUUUGAUAUAGGAACGGGAGCUAAUUGCAUUUACCCUCUUCUCGGUGCAUCUCUUAUGGGUUGGAAGUUUGUUGGCUCUGAUGUUACCAACGUAGCUUUCGAGUGGGCAGAGAAAAAUGUUAAAAGUAAUCCUCUUCUUUCUGAAUUGAUUGAAAUCAGAAGAGUUAACAUGGAAACCCCAUCAGCUUCCAAGGAAGAGCUGAAUGAUGAACCAGGAAAAUAUGGCCAAUGUAAAGACGUAGACUUCGACAAUGCAGAGGCUGCUCUCAUUGGACCUUCACCUCCUUCUCAUCUCCCAGUGCACCCAGGUAUAGGAAAAAUUUACAAUGGACCUCCUAUACUUGUUGGCGUAGUCAAGGAUGGGGAGAAAUUCGAUUUUUGUAUGUGCAACCCUCCAUUUUUUGAGACGAUGGAAGAAGCUAGAUUAAAUCCAAAGACUUCUUGUGGUGGGACUAUGCAGGAGAUGGUUUGUCCUGGUGGAGAGAAUGCUUUUAUUACUCGUAUUAUUGAGGAUAGUGUUCAGUGGUACACCUCGAUGGUUGGAAGAAAAACUAACCUAAAGGUACUUAUAUCAAAGCUUUGGGAGGUUGGAGCAACAAUAGUGAAGACAACUGACUUUGUGCAAGGCCAGACAUGCCGAUGGGGUCUUGCCUGGUCAUUUCUCCCUCUUUCCAAGAAGAUGGUACCAUCCCACGUGGCUGAGAAGAAUAACAUGUCGUUCAUGCUUGAGGGUCUGCAGCGCCAUCAGAGUGCCAUUGAUGUAUUGCAAUCAGUGGAAUCCUUUUUCUGUAGUAUUGGUGCAUCCUCUAAAUUAGACUCUGCCUCGUUUAAUGUUGAUGUAACUUUGUCAGGCGAGCAAUGUAAGUCUAUCAUGAAGACCCGGUCACAGAAUGGAAACGAACAGGAUAUACCAAUAUCUGCAAAUUAUUGCUCUGGCCAACUAAAUGACAUGCGCCUGCGAGUUUCUGUCUUCCAGCAGAUACCAGGGACACUUCUGGUGAGGGGAUCAUUGCUCCAGAAAGAGAUCCCUGUAUCAGGGGUGUUUUCUUUUAUAUUCCAGCAAUUACAGGAAGUUCUAAAAAGCAAAUUCAGUAAAGGCACCAGAUAAUGGUUCCUUCUCCUGGUGCAGAAGAUAACCUGCGUAUGAUGUGCCGAACUACUAGUGAGAUGAUACAACGGUGACUUAUGUGUAUGGUUAAGGGCUGGGUAGGUUGUGUAGGAAAUAUUGAGGAUCCUAGCAAUUACAGGAAGUUUUGAAAAGCAGCAAAUUCAGUAAAGGCAUCAGAUGAUGCUUCAUUCUCUAGGUGCUAAAGAUAGCCAGUGUAUGAUCUGCAUUCUGCAGUACUACUAGUGAGAUGAAAGCAGUGUGACUUUUAUGUAUGGUUAACGGUUAGAUAGGUUGUGAAGGAAAUUGUUAAAGUGUAUAUCUAUCUUUGGAAAUUCUGCCAAAUAAAUAUGGAGUGAAAUUAACAAUUCCUCCCGUCCUUUCUUG
This is a messenger RNA of Nicotiana tabacum (common tobacco), 2046 nucleotides long. RefSeq lists its product as uncharacterized. Gene Ontology annotation, molecular function: 23S rRNA (adenine(1618)-N(6))-methyltransferase activity. Gene Ontology annotation, cellular component: nucleus. Gene Ontology annotation, biological process: rRNA base methylation. The record is from RefSeq and is a predicted model, not a curated record. NCBI's taxonomy places the organism in Eukaryota, Viridiplantae, Streptophyta, Magnoliopsida, Solanales, Solanaceae.